UAUAUUAUCGGUGUUAUCACUCGAUAGCUGGAACCAAUAUGAUGAUUGUCUCCCAAAUGACCCGCGCCGAUAGUGGUGUAUGGACUUGCCAUGAAAAUCGUGCCUAUUUGAAGAUUAUGACGGUGUCGACGGUCAUAAGGGUAAUGAAAAAUAGCCCCCCGAAAUCUGGAUGCAUUCAUCUAUUGGUCCACAUGUUCUUCGGCACCAUCAUCGUGACCAGCUUCAUCAUGAUACUGAUGAUGACAUUAAGAGGAGACGGUAAAGGAAGUGACGUGUCAUCGAAAUGCUCAGUCAGCAAGUGCCGGGUCACGUGUUCUGACAUCGACCUCAUCAAUGAUGACACUUCGCAAAUCACUAUAGCGGCAUCGGACGCAGAUACCGCUUGCGAAAGCAUCACCCUGGCUAUGAUCCGACCUAUAUUUCGAGAUGGGAUCCUCCCAGAGAAUUGGCUCGCUCGAGUCAGAACGACCAUUCGCGAACUAUCUAUAGUAGAAGGCAACUUGAAAUAUAUCACACCAGGGUCAUUCAUGGACCCGGCGAGUAACGGAAUAAAGUCGCUCGUUCUCGAUAGCAUAGAAAUAUCUACAUGGAGAGAGGACACGUUUCUGGGACUAUCCAAUCUAAGAGAACUUUACCUAAAGGACUGCUCCUUUGGUCGCAUCCAAGAGAAUUCGUUGGAAGCGGUCGAUGACACCCUAGCUCUUUUGGACAUCAAGGCAUUACAUUUCUGGAAUCCUGUCAACGUCACUGGAUCAUCCACGUUCUUGAAGUUGGAGAAAGUGAACCUGUCCUUUAAUGUUUUCUACGACAUCCUAAGCAGUGUCACGUUUCAGUCCCUGCAUUACUGUAAAAUACUUUAUCUGAACUCAUGUAAAAUCACAUUCAUAGGUGCUGGAACAUUCGAACCUAUGAAGAGUUUAGAACUGUUGUAUUUGAACGAUAACCACCUUGUCACCAUACCGUCUGGAUUGUUCGAACCGCUUUUAAUGUCAGAAACGAUAAGAAUUGCUUUGCACGAAAAUUUCUGGUUGUGCUCCUGUUCACAAGCAGACCUCCGAACUUUACACACUAAAGGCGCCAUUAUGGUGGAGCCGACUUGCUACUAUCCCGACAUUAAAAGAGGUAUCACUUUUUCCGAACUAGAAGAAUAUUGCGAGAAAAGGGAAUCGAAUAAGUCCACCACCCUUCCCGAGUAUCAAAUAGAUAUGUGCAAGAAAUUAAGUAUAAGUACAAUAAUACGUAACACGGCAGCUUGCUACGAGGAUAAUUUAUCAUUUAAAAAAAAUGGCGGUCGCUACGUGAUGCCAACAAUACACCAUACAUGCUUAUCGAACCGGAUGAAAGAGAAUGUGUACAAGCAAAUCCGAAGCGUUAAAACGUUUGUCACUAAUGACGAAUUUAGUGGAAAUUCAACGUGGCUCCGACCAGUAUACACUAGCCAUUCAAUGCAAUUCUCAAUGAUCGAAUUAUCUGUUACCGGGAAAUCUAAUGACGGGGUAAUGUGGUUCGAGAGCGAUAACAAAUCUGAUAUCUAUUGCAUCAAUUCUGUGCCAGAUGUGCUUCAGGUAUUCUAUUCUAGUUUGGAUGAGGAUUACACGUUUUGCCUGUUCGAUACCACAUCCGGUGACAUACAGAACGAGAAGUGUCUGAAAUACAAACUAUCUGAUUUCGUUAAAGUCCCGAACAGGAGAAUUACUACCAUUUUAAAAUUUCUGAUUCACAUGUGCACAGCUUUAGCUUGUCUACUAUGUGGAGCUACAUGUGUAUUUAUAAUAAUAAACAAGAACCCAACGCUUUUGAAAAGGAACAAAAGGAUACUUUUAGUGAAACAUAAGACCAUAGACGCGCUGGUUCUUCCACCUGAAGUGCCCCUUAGGAAAGACAAUAUGGCGGAUGCGAAUGAUGUGGUGGAGAAGAUAUUUAUUCUGCCGCAGAACGAGCUGCUUCCUCAGAGCUGCUACGAGCGGUCCACUUCUAUGAGGAGCAGUAAGAGCAAUGACGCUAGCUAUAUCUCAGCACUUUCGCCCACCGAGGAGCAGCUACGGGAUUGGCGAUCUAACUCGUUGGUUUGCGACCGAUCGUCAACCGAUGGGAAUGCUUCACCAAUUUGCAGUCUCUACGAGUCGCUUCCCUACUAUUCCAUGCAUGAAAAAGUCUAUGAGAGUAUUCAUUGA
Molecule: messenger RNA, 2174 nt
Organism: Aricia agestis (brown argus)
Lineage: Eukaryota; Metazoa; Arthropoda; Insecta; Lepidoptera; Lycaenidae
Exons: 3
Coding region: 39-2174 (711 amino acids)
Cellular component (GO): extracellular matrix
Molecular function (GO): protein binding
Source: RefSeq, a predicted model, not a curated record